Molecule: messenger RNA, 2217 nt
Organism: Lycium barbarum (goji berry)
Lineage: Eukaryota; Viridiplantae; Streptophyta; Magnoliopsida; Solanales; Solanaceae
Product: putative protein phosphatase 2C 76
Exons: 6
Coding region: 227-1315 (362 amino acids)
Biological process (GO): protein dephosphorylation
Cellular component (GO): nucleus; cytosol
Molecular function (GO): protein serine/threonine phosphatase activity
Source: RefSeq, a predicted model, not a curated record
ACAUAAAUCGGUAAGGCGAAGUAUAGUUUAUUUAAUUGGGUAUACUACAAAUUCCGCUAAUAUAUAGAAUUGCUUUGUGAUUAGAGAGUUGGUAUAUUUGGAUAUUUCGUGCAAAAAGCGUGUCCCCUCCCCAAAACUUGUGUUUCAGUACAACAGAGCUAGGGUUCAUCAUCUCCAUUUAUCAGUUGCUAGUGCUGCUGUUUUCUCUCUAUUUUCGCUGAUCAACAUGGCUCGACGUAGAGGUAAAUCUACGAAACAGCAACAGACCAAGGCUUGUAAUAUUAUCAUAUUUGGAUUUUUUAUUGCCUGUCUUGUUGGAAUUGUUACGAACUUUAAGGUAGCCAAGUCUAAGACUGAAUUAGAACCUGAAUCUGAAGAAAAGUUGGAUGAAGAAAUAUUAAGAAUGUUGCGUGCAAUUCCAAACAAAACAGAGUCGAUUCCAACUCAAAAUUGUCACUUCGCAUCGUCGGAAGGAAGAAGGUCUUACCAGGAGGAUAGAGUAACAUGUGACCUUAAUCUUAAGAUUCCUUUGUUUGGGGCCAACGGCCUUGAAGAGGUGAGGGUUGGGGCGGUAGCAGUCUUUGAUGGCCAUAUUGGAUCGGCUGCUAGUGAGAUGGCCUCAAAUAUCUUUUUACAUAAGUUUCUGCUUAAGCUCAAUAAUAGUAUUGAGCAAUCUUCUAAUUUGAAGGAGUUACUAAAAUCUUCAUUAGUAACAACCAUUAAUGAUAUUGAUGCAGAAUUCUCCGAGGCUGCUUUCAAAUUUCAUUUUUAUGCGGGAUCUACUGCAGUUGUUGCCCUCAUAUAUGACAAUCAUGUUUUAGUUGCAAAUGUUGGCGAUUCAAAGGCUUUUCUUUGCUCUCAGAAAAAAAUAUCACAAGAAGCCGGUACUGUUGGUCUUCUCGCCGAGGAGUUGACGAGAGAUCAUAAUGCACAUAGGUUGGACGAGAGGGCUAGGAUUGAAGCUUCUGGAGGUGUAUUCAAAUUCGUCCAUAAUUUUGUCCCUCUCCUCAUGGGCCACUUUCCCAUGACUCGAGCUAUUGGUGAUGUUCCUUUGAAAAGAUAUGGCAUCAUAGCUAAUCCAGAGAUGACUGAUUGGCGAUCUUUAACCUCAAAGGAUGAGUUUUUAGUGGUGGCAUCUGAUGGAAUAUUUGAAAGCUUAGCUCCCCAGGAAGUCUGUGAUUUUCUAAAUGUAAAGGACCAUUCAGAUCCAUCAUUAUUGGCUGAACAACUCAUUCAGAAAGCAUAUUUAGAAGGCAGCUACGAUAAUUUAUCAGUUGUUUUGGUUCCUUUGGGGUCAUGGGGGGACCUCCUGUAGAUGAUUUAUCAGCUGUUUCUGGUUCCCCUGGGAUAUGUAGAGGUUGUAGAAAAAGUAUCUUACAACUCGGGCUGGAAAUGUUGUCAGCAAGAUGCACUUAACCAUCAUCCUAUGGGGCACAUGACGAAACAGGACCCCUUCAAUACCUUUUUAUAGACAUUUUUUAUAAUAACCUAACAUGACAAUAGUUUCAAAACAGAGCAAGAUCCUUUUUCACUUCUGGUAUUUAAGUGAAAAAGGAUUGUGGGACGGGUCAUCGCGCACCGUGUUCUGAACCGUGUACUACUGACCUUUGAGAAUUACUCGGUCAUAUAAAAAAGGCUUGAGAUUAUGCCAUGCGCAUAUCACUAUGAAAUACAAUAUGGACGGUGAUUAGUUAAAAUUGAAAGGUAAUUGGUAGGUUUAUCCCGCUUAAUCAUGAUUUAUAAUUGACAAUGGGUUUCAACCCUCAAAAAGAUAAAGAAAUGGAUGUAGUUCAUAUAUGACUUCUCUUCAUUUGAAAAUUCAUAUUGUUAAAAGAAGGUUAUUUUGCCACCAUCUUUCAAAAGGUUAGAUUAAAAUCAACCCAUAAACAGAACAUAAACAGGCAGCAGUAGCAGUUUAAAUCUUAACAAACAUCAUAUGCAAGCACAACCUGAGACUUCUAUGUAUUCAGAACAUAAACAAGGCAGCAGCAGCAUCUUAAGUGUACAACCUUGCAAGUUAAGUCAUAACCAAGCUUAGACUGAAGCUGUUGAACAAUGGUGAUUAAAGAUGGGUUAGGGUUAGGGUUUGGUUCACGGAAUAGAGAUUCCAAAGCUCCAGCUAUGUCCUCAUCGGACACCAUUGUUAGUAUUAUGUUCAGUUGAUAACUGUCACUGUUUCUUCCUCUCUCUAACUGAAUUUAACGGUCUUUCUUUCUC